This is a messenger RNA of Tauraco erythrolophus (red-crested turaco), 826 nucleotides long. NCBI's taxonomy places the organism in Eukaryota, Metazoa, Chordata, Aves, Musophagiformes, Musophagidae. The record is from RefSeq and is a predicted model, not a curated record.
CUCAACCGGUCCCGAGCUGGGGCAGAGGCGUCCCGUGGGGAGUUCAACCUCUCCGGGCUGCCGGAGGCGGAGGGGAAGCCCCUCUUCGGCAUCGGCAUCGAGAACUUCAUCACCUUGAUCGUCUUCGGCUUGAUCUUUACCCUGGGGGUGUUGGGCAACUCGCUGGUGAUCACGGUGCUGGCGAGGAGCAAGCCAGGCAAGCGCCGCAGCACCACCAACAUCUUCAUCCUCAACCUGAGCAUCGCUGACCUGGCCUACCUGCUCUUCUGCAUACCCUUCCAGUCCACAGUCUACGUGCUCCCCACCUGGGUACUGGGUGCCUUCAUCUGCAAGUUCACCCACUAUUUCUUCACUGUCUCCAUGCUGGUGAGCAUUUUCACGCUCUCGGCCAUGUCCGUGGACCGCUACGUGGCCAUCGUGCACUCCCGACGCUCCUCGGCCUUGCGCGUUUCCCGCAACGCACUGCUGGGUGUGGGGCUCAUCUGGGCGCUCUCCUUCGCCAUGGCCUCGCCUGUGGCUCACCACCAGCGCCUCUUCCACCGCGAGGCCAGCAAUGAGACCUUUUGCUGGGAGCACUGGCCCAACCCACGCCACAAGAAGGUCUACGUGGUUUGCACAUUUGUCUUUGGGUAUCUGCUCCCGCUGCUGCUCAUCUCCUUCUGCUAUGCCAAGGUGAGGCAAAGCGGGUAGUGGUGAAGGGUAUGUAAAAGGGAUGGGGGGUGACAACAACGGUUGUGGGUGUCCAUGAGCUGUGGGGCCAUCUCUAGGCAUGUGGAGGGACAUGGCACUGUUGGGAGGCAAUGAGGGAAGGGUGUGUUUGUGGCCC